GCUUAAGUCGAAUAGCUAAAAUGUAUAUGGAAAACUUGAAUUAUUAUUAAUAUAAUAAUCUAGGAAAACAAAAGGAAUGCAAGAUGCUGUAUUUAUUGCCGCUAAAUAAAUUCUAACAGUUUGGUUUCAAGGCGGUUUCUACUUGGACGUCACACAUGUUCGAUUGAACUAAUAUAAACAACAUUUUAAACGUCGAUGGUUUCUUCUUGCUAAAGACGGCUUCUAAGCAACAAAAACAAAUUUGAUUCAAAUCCGGUUGCACAUUGUCGUUUACCAGAAUGUAUCUGUUCAACGUUUCCACAUUUCCGUUGCUGUUAAUCGCUUGCUUUCGGGUCACGGCCAUUGGCGAAGAAGACUCGCCGGCCAAAGAAAACGACACGACCGCUUCGGGUGGAUCUCGGUUGGUCUACUCUUACGAUUGGGUGCAAUCGUUGGACCGAGGGUACUUUUCCAAACCGAUCAAGGUGGACCAACGGAAAUCGCAUUCCAGCGUGGCCGAGCUCGUGCGAAAAUCCUACAAAGAGCUGACUUGUAGCUACGCGUUCAGCGUCCUCUUGCACAUGUACCUGACAAGAGUAUUCAUCGUGAACCCGAGCCAACUGCUAAGACUGACCAAAUUCGAAGUGGACGGUGUUCUGUUCAAAGACGAAGCGGCAGCCAUACUGACCAUCGUUCACAAUCACUACGACGACGACGUUGGCAAAAAAGACAUGAUGGAGCUCAUGUGGAUGUUCCAGUUGUACGCCGAAAAGACGGCGGCGUUCGUUUGGUUGCACGUCAUCAAAGGUAAGACUGUCGGCGGAGACUCGUUGCUAAGCACUUGCGAGAUCUUGGUAGAAUUUUUCGAGGUGUUUUUGGAGACCAACUCGUGCGUGGCAUACGACCCCAAGACCCAUCAUCCGACCGACGUCAGACAAUAUUCCAAUAUAGAAAUCGCCAUGGCCCAAGGUGAGACCAGCUCGCGUCUGGCGGCGGUGGACAACAAGAUUCGGUUCAAAGAUCAAACGGCUCAUAACUUGAAACUCGGGCUGAACCUCGAGGGGAGCAACCGAUUUUUCGGGAUCGGUACACUCGUGACUGAACUGCUGGGCAACGGGGUGAUUUUGAACACCCUCAAAGUGGCGUUUGGCUCGCAGCUGAACUGGAAUCUCAUAGUGGGAGAAAUAAAACUCAACUACCUGCUCGGUCAGGACGUCGAGGUCCACUUGCACGUGCGCAUCAAAGCCCUGGUGGCGGUCCUGAAAGACUUCAUCGACUUGCUGAAAGCUAUCGUCAUACGAACGGUCAUCGGGUACAUGUUGUACGUCAAAGACAUAAUUAACCAGCAGUCUUACCUGUCGAUAGGCGUGUUCAUGCUGCGAAAUUGCAGUCAUUACAACGCGAAAAUGGCCGAACACUUGACAGAGUUUGCGCGGCGUUUCCAUCUCACCGACGACCGGUACUUGCGUCCCGUGAUCGAAUCGAUGACCAAACCGACGAGGAAUUUUUACAGUAACAGUCAUAUCGACGGCUGUAUAAACGACAUGUUCGAGUCGCUGAGAAGAAUGUCCUCUGGCGUUAAACAAUUCGGCAAACCGAUGGAAGUCAACGAAGACAGAAAAAGUCUAACCAUAAACGAGGUUAUUAAAAUGGCCAAAGCCCACGGUUUAAAUUAUUCAUCCGACGAAGACAACCGUUACGCUAUACGAGAAAGCCUUUUGAGCGCCGAAGUGUUUGUCGGAUUCGUGAAAACGAUUACAAAUAAAACAGAUUUCAAGGUGAUCAAAUCUUUCGUUCAGCUAGAAGCGUCUGAGAGCUAUAAACGUUUAAAAGAGUUAGAAAAUAUCGAGUUGAACGACCUGGAUCAGCUGGUUAAUCUGAAGUUUUAA
Molecule: messenger RNA, 1868 nt
Organism: Adelges cooleyi (spruce gall adelgid)
Lineage: Eukaryota; Metazoa; Arthropoda; Insecta; Hemiptera; Adelgidae
Exons: 2
Coding region: 279-1868 (529 amino acids)
Source: RefSeq, a predicted model, not a curated record